This is a messenger RNA of Rhineura floridana, 9679 nucleotides long. It is a transcript of the gene CGN, whose product is annotated as cingulin. The record is from RefSeq and is a predicted model, not a curated record. The transcript has 22 exons. NCBI's taxonomy places the organism in Eukaryota, Metazoa, Chordata, Lepidosauria, Squamata, Rhineuridae. The coding region runs from base 417 to 4439 and encodes 1340 amino acids. Gene Ontology annotation, cellular component: myosin complex.
GCAGCAGUCCUACAGCACAGGGUCUUGUGGAGAAGAAGCUGCUGCCUCUAGGAUCUCCUAGAGUGUGUUUGCUAAUUAGGAGAUACUGGGGGCUUGGGGAAGAGGCUGCCCUGACCACCCAAACCCUCUGGGGGUGACCCUAGAGUAUCCUGCAAAGGGGCCAGCUGGAGGACCUCUGGACCUAGCCCUUCCCAAGCACCAUUCUGUUGAGAAAAGGGGCUACUGGAAAGCCACAGAAGGGAAGCAGAGCCUAGCCUCACCCCACCAAGGAUGCUGGCAAGAGGUGGAAGACUGGACUUCGGCGGCUGUCCCAGGAGAGAGCUCCAGGAAAGUGCAACAGUGGAUUGUGGAGGUCAAAGUGCAGCUUUGCUGUUGGUAGCUGAGAGGAUCCUUUUGAUACCCCAGUUCCAUUGAGAAUGGACCACCAUGUGAACGGCACCAUGUCCGAGAAGCACAGCCCCAUGGACUACGGGGUCCAGAUCAGAUUCAUCAAUGACCUGAAGGAGCCCAGCAGGUCCCAAAAGAUGCGCCCCAAGGCCUCCAAGCCGGGCUCCUACGGCGUGGCAGUGCGGGUCCAGGGCAUUGACGGGCAGCCCUUCGUGGUCCUCAACAGUGGUGAGAAAGGGGGCGACUCUUUUGGGGUGCAGAUCAAAGGCGAGAGCAAAUACGGGGCGCCAGCCUGGAGCCAUCAGCCUGAGGAAGCCUUUCCCAGCUCUCCCGGGGCCGCCUCCUCAUCCAAAGAUGCCUCUGGCUCCAUCAGCUCAGAUUCUGACCUCCCAGAGAAUCCAUACGGGACGAAACAGUCCCGGUACAGCUCCCAUUACAGCACCUCAGACGAGGAGCAAUGCAUUAGGCGGGCGCCCAAAUCGGACAGCUUGGAUGGCGCUAGCUUGUAUCGCAGCAAUGGCUCCCCGCGGCCUUCAAGCGGCUAUCAGACAUUGCCGCACAAAAAGUCUUCUGGGGAGCAGCUGCGGCGGACUCAGUCUUACGGCUGCUUGCUCAGCCCCGAGCUGGACGAGCCUCAGGAACCCAGCCUUCCUAGAACUGGACCCACAGAUGCUCUCCAGGCCGUGCAUGCAGGGGGCACUGCAAGGAGUACCAGCAUGCUGAAUCUUGCCAGCCGCAGACAGCCCAGCUCUAGAGAGGAUAUCGUUGGCAGCACCUCCGGUUUGAGACCCAUCCAUAAGCCGCCGUUGUCAGAUGUGGACUCUUCCAAGCCUGCCCAGCCGGCCAAAACGGGUGGUGGAGACAUCGACACGAAGCCUCUGUCUUCGGUGGACUCGCUGAUCAGCAAGUUUGACGGGAAGGCCCAGCAGAGGGGCAGAGCCUCCAGGAGAACCCGAGUCUCACCAGAUGACCGGAAGCGCUCACAGAGCCUCGACGGGAGGGUGGCUUGCUACGAUACAGCUGACUCCCGGGAGCUGGAGACUGGCGAGCAUCAAGUGGGCUUCCAACAAGGGAUACGAACCUCUGUGGGUAAUCGGGUCAGCCUGGCCAACUCUGCGGGAAGCAGGAGCCUCAACAGAGCUGUUGGGCAUCAGCUGAAGGAAAAUGGUCUUGACAAGUCGAAGCUAACACGAGACUGGGUCAACAAGAGCCAGGAGGAACCCGGGCUUGAAAAACAGCCGAGGAAAGCGCAGCCAGAUCUGCAGCUGAAGUCUACCCCCGAUCUUCUGAAGGACCAGCAAGAGGUAUCUCAGCCCGGAAGCAGCGACCAUACCAAGGGGCUGAUCUACAAUAUCCUGAAGGAUGGAAGCACGGAAAGCGAUGCCACGGUGAAGAGAAAAACUAACCUCGUCUUUGAGAAGAUCCAAGCGUUCGCUGCUGUCCCUCCGGCGGGGUCAAGAGCGUCCCUCCCCCAGGCGGCUGAACUGAAGCAGAAAGUCGACGAACUGCAGCAGAAGCUGGACGAGGAGACCAAGCUGCGUCAGAGGUUGGAGCGCUUGCAGGACAGCUGCAGAAACGGCUCCCCUCACAGCCUGGAGGUCCAGCUGGAGGAGUCCGAAGAGGAGUGCCGCCAACUCCUGGUGGCCUUUGAGAAGAAAAACCAGGCGCUCCAGAGCAGUAUUCAAGAGCUGAAGGGCGCAAAAACCAUCAGAGAACAGUCGGAAGCGAAGCUGACUGACCUGGAGGACCAGCUGAUGGAGAUGCAGGAAGAACUUGACCGCUUGCGGGGGCCAGUGGGAGGCUCUCCGGACAGGGACGCUUUGCUGAAAGAGCUGCUGGAGACCCGAGAGGAGCUGGAGGAGGUGCUGAGGGCCAAGCAGAAGCAAGAGGACCACCUGCGUCAGCGGGAGCGGGAGUUGACGGCCCUGAAAGGAGCCCUGAAGGAAGAGGUGGCCAAUCACGACAAGGAGCUGGAUCGGGUCCGGCAGCAAUACCAGCAGGACAUGGAGCAGGUCCGGCGCAACAUGGAGGAUGUCUCGCAGGAUCAGGCCAGCCUGGAAGCCGAGAGGCAGAAGAUCAACACCAUGGUGAGGAACCUCCAGAAGGAGCUUCAGGAGAGCAACGAGGAGGUGGCCCACUGGAAGGAGAUGUUUCAGAGGAACAAGGACGAGCUGCGGAGCACCAAGCAGGAGCUGAUGCAGGUGAAGGUGGAACGCGAGGACUUUGAGGAGGAGCUGAGGGAGACGCGUGAGCGCUUCAUGGCCCUGCGGCAGGAAGCAGAUCAGGCCCGGAACAGCGCUGGGGAUGCCAGAGAGGCGACUGCCCUCAGGAAGGAUCUGCGCGACGCUCGGGAAGAGCUGAGGGAGCUGACGUUGGCGAAGCAAGCCCAGGAUGAGGUGCUGCUCCAGCGGGAGAGGGAGUUGGCAGGCCUGAAGGAGGUGCUAGAGGACGAGGUGGCCACCCGCGACCAGGAAGUGGAGGGGCUGAAGCGUCAGUUCCAGCACGACGCACAGAAACUCCAGAAGGAUUACGAGGAGGCAUUCAAGGUAAAGUCUGCAUUGGAGGGUGAAAAAGAGGCAACCGAGCAAACGAAGAAGGCCGUGGAAUCCACCCUCAGGGAGACUCAGGAGGAAAACGACGACCUCCGACGAAAGAUCCUGGGCCUGGAGACGCAGCUCAAGGAGCACCGACACUUUGCAGACAACUGGCAGGCUACGGAGGCCAGGCUGAAAGAGAAGAUUGCCAAGAUGGAGGCUGACCGUAAGCAGAUGGAGGAGUCUCUGGGGGAUGCCACAGACCAAGAGCAGGAGCUGCAGCUGGCGAAGCGGUUUCUGGAGAGCCGCCUGGAGGACGCCCAGAGGAGCCUCAGCAGGCUCUCCCGGGAGCACCAGGACCUGAGCACUUCUCUCCACGAGGAGAUAAAGCAGAAGGAGCAGCUCAAGCGGGCCAAGAGUGAGCUGGAAGAGGAGAAGCGCCUGCUGGACAAGAGCGUCGGGAAGCUGACGAAAGAGCUGGAUCAGAUGACCCAAGAGUCCCACAGCGCGCUGUCCCACCUGCAGGCACAGCUGGAGGAGUACAAGGAGAAAUCCCGCAAGGAGAUCAUGGACUCCCAGAAGCAAGCCAAAGACAGGAACGCUGAAGUGGAGAAGAUGCAAUAUAACCUGGGGAGGCUGCAGGACGAGGUCGUGCGGCUCAAGCAGGCCCUGCAGGACAGCCAGGCUGAGCGUGAGAAUGCCGUUUUGGACAAGGAACUAUUGGCUCAGCGCCUUCACAACCUGGAGCAGGAGAUGGAGUCCAAGCGGCGGUCCCAGGACGAUCGAUCCCGGCAAGUCAAGGCACUGGAGGACAAAUCGAAGCGCCUUGAAGUGGAACUGGACGAGGAAAAGAGCACGGUGGAGCUGAUGACGGAGAGGAUCAACCGUACGAGAGACCAGAUCGACCAACUGCGAGCCGAGUUGCUCCAAGAGCGCGCCGUCCGCCAGGACCUGGAGUGCGAUAAGAUCUCCCUGGAAAGACAGAACAAAGACCUCAAAAGCCGCCUUGCGAACAGCGAAGGGUUCCAGAAGCCCAGUGCAAACAUUUUGCAGCUGGAGUCGCACGUCCAAGAGCUUCAGGACAAGCUCCAGGCGGAAGAGAGGGAGAAGAGCAUCCUGGUAUCAUCGAACCGCAAGCUAGAGCGGAAGGUGAAGGAGCUGACCAUCCAGAUCGAUGAUGAGAGGCAGCAUGUCAACGACCAGAAAGACCAGCUGAGCCUGCGGGUCAAGGUGCUGAAGAGGCAGGUGGACGAGGCGGAAGAGGAGAUCGAGCGGCUGGAGGCUGUGCGGAAGAAGGCCCUGCGGGAGCUGGAGGAACAGCAUGAGACCAACGAACAGCUACAGAGCCGCAUCAAGACCCUGGAGAAGGACCUUUGGCGCAAGGCAGCACGGUCUACAGCCGAGUCAUCUCUGAAGGAUGACCACUUGAGCUCCGACGAAGAGUUUGACAGUGCCUAUGGCCCGUCCUCCAUCGCUUCACUACUGACUGAGGGGAACCUCCAGACAAGCUUGUGCUAGCAGCACCCUGAGUGCACAUUGCAACGGGGCAAAGGAGCAUUGCCCAGUCUGUGUGGCUUUCAUCGAAGCUCUCAAAAAACUUCAAAAUCCACCAGAAGACCUGUUGUGUCUGCAAAUCUCUGGCAAGCAACCAGAAGAUCUACUCUUCCCACCAACCACCAUGUUGCGUGCCUGAAGAUUUUUUUUAAAAAAACCACACAGACCUCUUAAUCCAUGUGAAGGACAGAUUUUUAUAUUUUUGCUUGCAUAGAGAGGCACAGAGUAAAACAGAAAUGAAAUUAUGCAGGACAGUUGACCCUUCUUCUCUUUUAAAUUUUUCCUUGAUCUGGUUCUCAGGGCGAUUGGUGAAUGAUUUUAAGAAACAGAAUCUUCCAUUUUGUUUUUGAAACCAAAUUUUUAAUUUUGUGUGUAUAUAAAUGGGGCAUAUAUUACUGUAUGUACGUAUGUCGAUGUUUGCAAGUGUUCUGAAAUGGUUGUGCAAUAAUGUUAUCGGAGGAAUCUCGGGAGAUAAUAGAAUGAGUUUUUUGUGGGGGAGGCCUCCCUUUCUGAACAUGCAUGUGGGUGUUCCAGCAGAUGGAUCCCAAAGUAGCCUCAAAUACCAUAUUGAUCGCUCCAUCCUUGUUUUUGCUGGCGACCGCAGGUGCUGAAGAGACGGUAUGCGACUUUCCAGUUGGGCAACUAUCUUUCAUGGCUUAGCUUAUAUAUUUUUCUCCCGCCACCACCCCAAGACUCUGAAAACUAAUUUCUGCUUCAUCUUUGCACGACUGCACUCUCUUUUCCUAGGUUUGCCUGUUCACAUCCUCACACAACCCUCUUCGUCCCAAUGAAUAUGUAUCCUAAAACCACUAGCGAAGAUAAACCCUUUCGUAACGGGGGGCUUCUAAAACUUUGCUUUCUCAGUGGGGGUGUUUGGAAUUUGCCAGGGAUGGUGUCAAGAGCAGCACUACUUAAGUUGGGUUUCCCCUCCGGGCUUGACGCAAAAGUUGGGCAAGCAGGCAUUGAAAUGGUAAGAGGAAGCUCCUCGUUUUAAGUUGGAAGUCUGAAGGAAGUUAGUAUGAUUUCUCUACAACUUAAGCUUGGGUUGGUGGGGACAGGAGCAGGGUAUACAAGAACUGCUUUGUGCUACUAUGUAAGUUUUGAUCUCUGCUGCCCUGAAUAACCCUCUGCCACUGAAGCAGCCCAUUUUACAGAAGAUUGACAACUGAGGAUCUGUUUUCAAAUCUUGCCCAAAAUGGCAGUCGGUGCUGGCUUUUUGUUCUUUUAGUUCUUUUUUUGCAGGAAGAAGAUCCAAUCUGGGGUUGCCAGUGUGGUGCUCUCCAGACGUUAGACAACUCCCCCAUCAUCCCUGACCGUUGGCCGUGCUGGCUGGUGCUGAUGAGAAUUGGUAGGCCAACAACGUAUAAAGGGCACCACGUUGAAUCUCCCUGAUUGCACCAACAAGAGACCGUUCCUUGCCUUUCUCUUCAAGGCAUUCUGGGGUCUUCCUUUGGAAUGAGGCCAACAGUAAGCUUAAGGACCCACACACGCAAGCAGGGAUGGAGAAACCUGGUGGCCCUCCGGAAGAAAAACUAGCCACGGCGUUGCCAAAAUGACCUUGUGGAUCGUGGGCAUCCUGAUGCGCACGCACACCUUCUGGGUUGCUGAUGGUUCCACGGAAGCUUCUAUCUUCAGUCUGGAGCUGACAUGUUCAAUGCAGAUAUUUUAAUGAGAGAAGAGGGGGAAGAAGAUAAAUACGCCGCUAUGUGCAUGCAUCGUCAUGGUCGAGGGGGACGUGUGGUCCUCCUGAUGCAGGUAGACUCCCAACAGCCGUCCCAGCAGUCAGCAUGGUCAGGUUUCACGCUGGGAGUUGGAGUCCAGCAACAUCCUUGGAGUGGGCAGGGCCCCAUCCCCGUGUUAAUAAACCAUGUUCUGUCUUAAAUGUUCUGGUUCCUGACCAGCAGCAAAGCGAGACUCUGGUAUUACAGCCCUAUUGAGACAGACGGUCCUGAAGAUGGUCUCCCAAACCCCUUCACUUGUCCACAGUCCUCCUGAAGCCGAUUGGUUGCCACGGGCUGAUCACACUGACCGAGCGCCCCUGGCAAGUGGCCGGAAUGCUGAUGCCUGCAAGUCACUAACCUCGCCUUUUUAACUCCAGUUCUCCCACCCUUCACUUCUGUGUCUGGAAACCAGGGAACGGGAUGCAUAUCAAUAAGAAACUCCAGGCAGCCUGAGGACGGAGGGGUACAAGUAGCUGAAUUGAAGGCACUCUUCCCUAAUUGCCUUUUGUAACCCUCUCUUGGCAAAUGGGGUAAAGGACACCGUGUGAUGCUCAGCAUUUAACUCCGGCUCUGUCGAAGGUAUUGCUCAAUCCCUUGUUCAUGACUAGUGGCGAGCUUAGAAAACAUGCACAGUCGCUGCAGUUGAACCUUCAGCUGGGGCUACAGGGGAGGAAUGUGAACAUUGCCCUCUGUAGAUUGACUUCUCCUUGUCUCCCUUGGGUUUUGCAGACUUCUUGGUAAAUCUCAGCUUUGCACAAGCCUGGCUGUCAGAGGAUGCCACUGCGUCGCUCAGCAGGGUACAGCUGCUUUAUCAAAUUUUUGUAAGGGCUGCUUUUUCCCCACCCUGUGCCCUUAACACAGGGGUGCCACAGGUCUUUUGCUGGGCAUGGGCCCCAAUUUUGACUGUGAGGCUGUCUUCCCCAAACCACGCCCACCUGCCCCACACCUGAUGUCAUAUGCAAUGUCAGUUGUGGGGCAGGUAGAUACGGCUGGAUUGGCUCCAUGUCUAAGUUCCCCAUAAAGAACAGCCAGUCCUUGCAGAAAGCAGGGUGGAAGCCACUGCCCAGCAGCUGAUAAGUGGUGAGUUCAAGCCUGCUGGAUCGGCUGCGGGGCUGUGUUUCCUUGUGGGGAACUUGAUCCUGCAGCCAAUCUCUGCAGAAAGCAGCUUGGGAAGGGACUUUUGAUAGGUGAGUGGGACAACCCACCUGUCAAAUCAUGACACCAGUUGAUUGACAGACGGGUUGUCCGGACACCUGUCAGACUUGGCCUGCGAAGGGGUGGGGACAGAUAAAGAUCCAGCCCACCAGCCUGAAAAGAUUCCUCAUCCCUGCCUUAACAGCACCCUGGUAUCCCUAUUUAAGCCUUUCCAGGCCUUACACCUAGUGCCUUAUUGCUGAUCUCUCCCAGGAGGAGCGCUCUUAAUGUGCAUUGUUGACCAGGGGGACAGAUUGUGUCAUGCUCAGAAUUGCACCAUCGAUGACAUGGCACCCACCCCUGCCUUUUGUGCUUGCUCGCACCAGGGCAAGGAUGCCAUCCUGCUGGGAUCCAGCUUCGCUCGCUGUUUGCUCCCCUUCUCAAAAGGUGGUGCUGUGCAGUCAUUCUCACGAUGGAAGACUGAAAGUGCUGGUUCCUGACUGGUUACUCUGUUUUUCACCUAAACUAGGCCGCCUUGAAGGCCAGCCUCUGAGAUAACUUGGGUAGUAUUGGAGAUGACCCUAAGGCCGUAAUGGGCUGUGUGUUUUUGAGCAGGGGAAUUGCACCUCCCACCUCUUUGGCGCCAUCUUGUCCAAACUUAUAUUGAUGUUAGCUGGGAGGUGCUUCUCUUUUGCUGUCACCACUGGAGGAAGUUCUCCAAAUACGCCAAGACUGGAAGAGGACAGAUCACUUUCUUUUCUUUAGUUGCUGUGAAAAAGCCCACGGCUGGCUCCUAAAUGGUUACUGUGCAUGGAAUAUACCAGGCAUCUAGUCCUCAAGAAAUUAAACUGUAUUGCAAAGAGCAUCAAAAGUGGAGCCUGUUCUCUUAUUUGUGAAAUAUUAGGCCCCUUUUUCUCAAACCUGGUUUCCCCAGCAGCAGCAAAGCAUCAACUUUGCUGAAAUAGCAACGGUUUUUAUAAGCUGGGCAGGAUCUGGCAGAAAUCAUGACAAUUGGUGCACCUGGAGUUCCUUGCAGGAAAAGGGGAAAUAAAGAUCACUGGACCGUUCUGUCCAUGUCUGAGUGAGACACGUUUUCAGGCUGCAGAUUCAAAUCAACCAGAGCAUUGUGCGGGGAAAGUGUUUUCGUGCAAAUAUCUUCGGACCAAUGAUUCUGCAAACUCUUUUCUCUCUUCUGUUUAUAUUUUAAACACCUGUCUGCUUCUUUGCCGGCCUUUGACCCAACAAGGACAAAUGGGUGUGUGUGUUGGUGUCUGGUUGGUCCUCCGCACCUCCAGCACGGCUUUGGAUCUGGAAGUUGCCAUGCAUUGGGAAUUCUGUGGAAUUAGUCGAUUGGCAAAGCUCCAACACCCAAUGGGCUCCACCGCCGAUGCUCCUGGCCAAAUCAGGAAGUGGAGCAGGUCUCUGCUAGGCCACCGUGACUGUUGCUGGGUCAUGACUUGCGCGGCACUCGAGACACCAGCCAAUGAUUUCAUCCCAAUCGGUUGCAUGUCGGCAACUGGAACAAACCAUGCUGGGGAAACACAGACUUGAAACCAACCUACUAUGUUGUCGGAUUUAGCUGUGACAUCAUAAUCUUUGAAAUACCAUCUGGUCUAGAUGGAGAAAAAUCCUUCGGGCCAACAUUAAUUCCCUUCUAUCCCGCUGUGGGUCUCAUUAGUCUCUCGCGAGGGUUGGUUUUGUGUCAAAUGAUUCAGACCACUACUGAACGGAUGAAUCCUCUGAAAGGGGCCUGGAGGCUGCCGACCCACUAUGUUAGGUUUUAAGGAUCGCAAAAAAGGCAGGGGUCUCAAGGGCUGAUGUACCUUUGCACCCCGUUUUCAGGCAAUAGAGCUGCAGGCAGACGGCGUUGCAAUAAUGAAAUAAACCCCCAGAUUGCACUGUGGCAUUUUGGCCAGCUCAUUCAGGUGAACUUUGCUGAGCGGUCAAACUUUUGAUAGUAGCAGGCACCACCUCAUCCUUUCGGGCAACACAGAGAGCUGUUUGCUGGAAUCCAGCCCUCAAAAACAGAUAUCUUGAAAAUAAGUGGAGUUUCUGUUUCGGAUGUCAGUUUGCGUCAGGGUUUUACACUGAGACCUUUGAAGCUGUUAAUGUUUUGCUUUUCUGUUUUUCUUUUUUAAACAGUAAUGCAAUAAUUUAGAUGCAUAUAUUUGGGGAGGGGGCAAACCUGAUCAAAGCGGAUUGUUUCAUAAUGAAGUUGCCUGUGUCCUGCCAUAAUAGAUUUGUACAGUUUUAAAUGGCUGCUAAUAUGAUCUGGGCUGGUUUUUAUUAUUUGUAAUAUUUGAUUUCUCUCCAGAUUUAUUUUCCUUUAUUAAAGAACAAAAGCAACAA